AGGUGAACGGGAAGGAGCUCUCCAAGCUGUCUCAGGAGCAAACCCUGGAGGCCCUGCGCUCCUCCAAGGAGCCCCUGGUGAUCCAGGUGCUGAGACGCAGCCCCCGCCUCCGGGGGAGCAGCGCCUGCCAUGAGCUGCAGCUGGUGGACAGCGGCACUCAGACUGACAUCUCCUUCGAGCAUAUCAUGGCGCUGGGCAAGCUGCGCCCGCCCACCCCGCCCAUGGUCAUCCUGGAGCCGGACGUCCUGUCUGAGCUCCCCCCCAUCAGCCAUGAGUAUUAUGACCCAGCGGAGUUCAUGGAGGGCAGCCCGCAGGAGGCAGACCGUGCGGACGAGCUGGAGUAUGAGGAGGUGGAGCUGUGCAAGACCAGCCACCGGGACAAGCUGGGCCUCAUGGUGUGCUACCGCACAGACGACGAGGAGGACCUGGGCAUCUACGUUGGAGAGGUGAACCCCAACAGCAUUGCAGCCAAAGAUGGCCGGAUCCGCGAGGGGGACCGCAUCGUCCAGAUUAAUGGCGUGGACGUGCAGAACCGGGAGGAGGCAGUGGCCAUCCUGAGCCAGGAGGAGAACACCAACAUCUCCCUUUUGGUGGCCCGGCCCGAGAGCCAGCUGGCGAAGCGGUGGAAGGACAGUGACCGGGAUGACUUCCUGGAUGACUUUGGCUCUGAGAACGAGGGGGACCUGCGCGCGCGGAAGCUGCAAUCCCCACCUGCCCAGCAGCCUGGAAAUGCAGAGGAGCAAGGGGCCCCCGGUGCAGGCCCCGGCCUCAGCAACAGCCAGGAGCUGGACAGUGGGGUGGGCCGCACCGACGAGAGCACACGCAACGAGGAGAGCUCCGAGCACGACCUGCUCGGGGACGAGCCCCUGAGCGCCACCAACACCCCUGGGAGCCUGCGCAAGUUCGGCCUGCAGGGGGACGCCCUGCAGAGCCGCGACUUCCACUUCAGCAUGGACUCCCUGCUGGCCGAGGGCGCGGGGCUGGGCGGGGGCGACCUCCCUGGGCUCACCGACGCGGAGUAUGAGCGCUACCGGGAGCUGCUGGAGAUCAAGUGCCACCUGGAGAACGGCAACCCGCUGGGCCUCCUCUUCCCGCGCGCCUCCGCUGGCGACGGCGCCCUGGACGUGAACCGCAACGAGAGCCUGGGCCACGAGGUGGCCAUGCUGGAGGAGGAGCUGCGACACCUGGAGUUCAAGUGCCGCAACAUCCUGCGGGCGCAGAAGAUGCAGCAGCUGCGGGAGCGCUGCAUGAAGGCCUGGCUGCUGGAGGAGGACAGCCUGUACGGCCCGGGCGCCGGCGAGCCGAAGAAGCACGAGCUGUCGGACAUCUCCGAGCUGCCCGAGAAGUCGGACAAGGACAGCACCAGCGCCUACAACACCGGGGAGAGCUGCCGCAGCACCCCGCUGCUUGCGGAACCCCUGCCCGAGAGCCCUUUACGGCGGGCUGCCGCGGGCAACCCCAGCGUGAACCGGGCCCCCUGCGGGGCCCCCGUCAGCAGCCACCCCAAGACGGCGCUGCCACCGGGCAGCCCCGCCAAGUUCCGAUCGCUCUCACGGGAUCCCGAGGUGGGCCGGAGACAGCACUCGGAGGAGAGGGCGCGCCGUGGCCCCAAAACCGGGGUGACUCUGGAGCGCGGGGGCCCCGAAGGCAGCCCUUACCUGUCGCGUCGCCCCCGCGGCCCGGGCCAGGAGAGUGAGCAGUACCACAGCUGCAUGCAGCUGGCCCCGCCACGCGGCCUGGAGGAGCUGGGCCACGGCCCCUUGGGUCUGGCCGGCGGCCCCCGAGUGGGUGGCGCGGUGGCAGCCUCCGAAGCACCCCGCAUGGAGUGGAAGGUGAAGGUGCGCAGCGAUGGGACCCGCUACGUGGCCAAGCGGCCGGUGCGUGACCGCCUCUUGAAGGCGCGGGCCCUGAAGAUCCGCGAGGAGCGCAGCGGCAUGACCACCGACGACGACGCCGUGAGCGAGAUGAAGAUGGGGCGCUACUGGAGCAAGGAGGAGCGCAAGCAGCACCUCAUCCGCGCCCGCGAGCAGCGGAAGCGGCGUGAGUUCAUGAUGCAGAGCCGGCUGGAGUGCCUGCGCGAGCAGCAGGGCGCCGACGGCAAGGCCGAGCUCAACAUCAUCGCCUUGAGCCACCGCAAGACCAUGAAGAAGCGGAACAAGAAGAUCCUGGACAACUGGAUCACCAUCCAGGAGAUGCUGGCCCACGGCGCGCGCUCAGCCGACGGCAGGCGCGUCUACAACCCGCUGCUCUCCGUCACCACCGUCUGAGGCGCCCGGCCGGGCUCCCUCCCUCCCUUCGGGUCUGGUGUGUCUGUGCCACCAGAGAAUCCCUGGGGAGGCGCGCCGGACACCCCUCAGCUGUGUGCGUGUCUCAUGAGCCCUGAGCACACCCCAUGGGGACUUGGGGUACUGGAGGAGCCGAGGAGGAGUGCAAGGAGGACAGGCUGCCUCAAGCACAAGAGACCGGCCACUUUCAGGUGGUUACUUGUAGACAAGGCGGCCUGGGUUUCGUGAUCCCCCCCCCCC
This is a messenger RNA of Condylura cristata (star-nosed mole), 2525 nucleotides long. It is a transcript of the gene PDZD4, whose product is annotated as PDZ domain containing 4. The transcript has 7 exons. Bases 186 to 2267 code for a protein of 693 amino acids. Lineage: Eukaryota; Metazoa; Chordata; Mammalia; Eulipotyphla; Talpidae. The record is from RefSeq and is a predicted model, not a curated record. Gene Ontology annotation, molecular function: protein binding.